Messenger RNA from Toxoplasma gondii ME49, 4261 nucleotides. RefSeq names its product transcription initiation factor TFIID complex subunit TAF6 (gene TAF6). NCBI's taxonomy places the organism in Eukaryota, Apicomplexa, Conoidasida, Eucoccidiorida, Sarcocystidae. Gene Ontology annotation, cellular component: SAGA complex; transcription factor TFIID complex; SLIK (SAGA-like) complex. The coding region runs from base 993 to 3563 and encodes 856 amino acids. The record is from RefSeq and is a predicted model, not a curated record. Gene Ontology annotation, molecular function: RNA polymerase II general transcription initiation factor activity; transcription coactivator activity. Gene Ontology annotation, biological process: RNA polymerase II preinitiation complex assembly; transcription initiation at RNA polymerase II promoter. The transcript is spliced from 10 exons.
GUUGCGGGAGGCGGCGCUAGUGUGUUGACCUCUCUCUGCCUCUCCUUCUGUCUCUGAACUGCUCCCGGCCACCGGCUUCUUGCUCUCUGCAGCCAUUUCGCCUUUUCUUUUCCGCGUUUGUCAUUUUAUCACGCGCGCGGCGGCUGUCUGGGCCAGACGCUCUCCACUUUCUCUCUGAACCGCUUCCCGCCUGUGUCUCAUCUCCUUGCCCCCUCCGGCGCAAGGGGCUCUGUCCUUCAGCUGCUUGUCGGUUUGAAACUUCUGUGGCGUUUUUCCAGGGCGAAUUUUCAUCGAGGGAGUCGAAACCGAGGAGGCGCUAACUGGAAACCGUGCAUCGAGAGAAUCCUCUGCAUGCGCCUCGGAGUGUGCAGAUGCCUCUGUGUUGUGGCAUCCUCAGACUUGUUCCUUCGGCUGGCCCCGCGACCGUCUGCCAGUCAAAUCGAGUCGACAGAGACCGUUCAGUUCUUCUAGAAGCUGAAUUUGUCACCAUAUGAAGUCCUCUGUGUCUGCUGUACACCGCUCCCCACUCUAGGCGCAAAACGGAACGCUACGCCACGAACGAAGUCGUGUGAUACACAAACGUCCACCUUCAUUUUUCUCCCCGACAGAUGUUCCGCGACGCAAGGAUCCUAGAAUGAUCGCCCCAGUCGGCGUCCCGGCCGCCUGAUCUCUUCUUUCCGUCUCUUUCUUCUGUCUCUCUUUCUUCUCUCUCUCUUUCUCCUCGCCUCUCUGUCUCUUUCUUCUCUUGUCUCUAUGUCGCUUUCUUCUCCAUUCUCUGUCUCCUGCUUCGGUCUGUCCAUCGCGCAGCGCUCCACUCUUCUCUCAUCCCGCCAGUCUCUUUCCCCUGCGAUUCGCUCGCAGUCUUCAUCUGGAGCCCAGAGAGAGCACUGAGACGGCGCCUACGCGCAAAGGCCGUCCUCUUCGUCUUUGUGCGCGCCUCCGCUUCUGUCCGUUCUGGGUCUGCCGUCUCCUCUACCCCCUGCAGCCUCACCAUGGCUGUCUCGGCGGCAGGUCCGGCGUCGCCGUCGAGGCAGAGGCCUGGCGUUUCUUCUCUCGCGACGUCGUCGCUUAUGGCCGUUCAUGUACUGAGCAUCGCGCGCACCCACGGCUACUGCAGUGUCUCGCGCGGCGAAGGAGGACCCCGACCUCUUCCUUGGGGAGAUCGACGAGAGAGGGGAGACAAGCUCGAGCUUCUUCUGUCUCUGCAGGAGACUCUCGUUUCGCCUGCGGCGGCCAAAGUCAUCGGAUCCAUGGUGCAGUUUCGUCUUGUUCAGCUGAUCAAGACGGCGAAGAAACUGAUGCAGCAGAGCGUCCGUGUUGCACAGGAGGGAGUUCUGACAGUCGGCGACGUUCACGAAGCGAUGAGCAUGCUCAAGAUGCCCCCUCUUCUCUCCUACAGCGGUCCGAGUACGUACCGCUUCGUUACCUCUCCGCAGGCUGGCGGCUUGAGAGAAAACCUCCACCUGAUUCGUCGAGAAACGCUUCGUCCUUUCGAGGGUCCCAGUGCACUCUGUUUCUCUUCGUCACCACCUUCUGCAGUGGACUCGGCGACGGAGGCUUCAGCAUCUGCGAGCGCGGCGGCGACGGUCGAAGGGAUGCAUGCGUUUUCGCGGCAGAGCGGAGAGAAGGCUGUGGGGUUUUCCCCUGUGGGUGCAUCGAGUUCGUCUCGUUUAAUCAACUUGAUCUACGCAGAUCUGAAGCUGCCGGCGCCGCGCGACGAAGCGCUCGCCAUUCACUGGAUGGCAGUCGCUGGAAGCAUCCCGCGCAUCCCUCAGAACGUCUUCGUCUCGUCUCCGCGAGACGCGCGGAGGCCGAGAAAGGCCGAGGAAGGCGAGAAUCCACACGCGUCGCUGGCCCUGCAGCUCUUCGAGGCCGAGAGGAAACGCGCGAAGCGCCGCCGCAGCGCAGGCGAUAAGCGACCUGACCGAGGCGGAGAAGAAGACGGAGACAGACGUGAAGAGCGGCUGUGGGGACGCACCGGAGAAAGGAAGACACGAGUCACUUUCUCGCGGGGAGACGAGGGAGACGACAGCUCAGAAAGAAGCUCGGAAGAAAGCGCAGAGGAGACAGAACGCAUGCCUGCGACCUGGCCCUUGCGCCUCGAGAGAAUCCUUGUCGCACCGCGGCUGUGUCAUGCUCUUGGAAAAGAGCACCAGCAGUUCCUUCAAGCCGUACGCGACACCCUGCAGGCUGCGGUGGAGGAGAAGCACGGCGUCGACUACGAGCGAAAUUUACGCAAAAUGCUGAAAAUCGUCAGUUCGAUCCCAGGACUCGAACAACUCCUCCCGUGCUUGGCGCGCUUCUUUGCUGUCGAGCUGGGAGCUUGUCUGCACUUGCCCCAUCGUGCGACUCCGCUCCUGCGUCUCGCGGAAGCGAUCCUAGCGAACCAUCAUCUUCCCCUCCACAGUCACGUUCACCAGUUUCUGUUGCCUCUGCUGGAGUGUCUGUUGCGGCCGCUGCCUCUGGCGGCGAGUCCGAAUGCGGCGCUUCUGCCGUUCACCCCUCAGCAGCUCGAGUUGCGGCGUAAAGCUGCGUACUUGCUCGGAGCUUUUCUGUGUCGGGCGCGCGCGCAGCGAGAGCAGAUGGAGAGCGUGGAAGCCGCCGUUCUUCUGCAGCUCAAACGUCACCUUCUGCAUCCUCAGAGCAGCCUGGAGACCGUCCUCGGCGCGGUCUGGGGCAUCCUUGCCCUAGGACGACCUGCGACGCUUCUGCUGCUGCUCCCCGUCCUCCCUCUGCUACUCCACACUCUGGAACGCGCUCGCAGUUUCGGCGAACUGGAAGUAGUCGCUACAUCUGCAGCUCGCCGGCUAGCCACGCAACGAGACGAGAGACAGGCCAGUGCCGCAGCGGACCGGGCGGACCCUUCCGGCGUCUUUGCUGGACCUUGUUCUCUGAAAAGCGCCGAUGCGUCUGCGCUGCAGCAGCAGCAGAGUCUCGCCGCGUUGCGCAUGCUCCUCAUCGACACUCUGCUGCAGACACUGCUGAGUUGCGUCUACGAGGAGCUCAGUCUGCAACUGACUGCCGCGACUACGGGGUCCGCAGCCUUCCUGCUGCCUGGCGAGGGCACAGCGAAGUCUCUGGGCGUCUCUGCUUCAGCUCUUCUUCAACUCAUGCAAGUGCUCUACGACGACUCUCGCUCUCUCAGCGACUCGUACACCCCAGUCGUGGCUGCGGCUUUCCAGCGUGCAUGCGCAGCUCCGCGCUUGGCACGGCCUGCCCCGCCCGCGUCGCCCUGCCUCCCAGAAGCUCCGGAGACCGCAGCUGGAGCACCCUGGGAACCUGAAAGAAAGCUUCCCCUGUCCUCGCUCUCUUCUUCUUCGUCUUUGCCUUCUUCUCUGGAGAGAAAGGAAGUUGGUGAGUUCGUCGUCAACUGUGUCCUUCCGUCGCUGCAUGCAAUGGAGGCGUCGCUCGACGCGCAAAGGAGCGGUGGGAGGGCCGCGGGGCCUCGCGAGGCAGGCGAGAGAGAAGGCCGGCAAAAAACGGGGGAGACAAAACGUCUCCACGAACGUAUUGACAGGGAUCUGACUCGAGACGCCAGCUACUUGCUGACGUGGAGCAUUUGAAGCGUUUGGUUCAAACUGCAUGUGUGUCGCACCGAGCAUGCAGACGCGCAGACGCGCAGUUCAGUCGCUCUCAAAAAGUUGUUUCGACGAAAAACCUGUCCCCGCAGAGUCUCGGAGCUCUGCAGCGUUCGCGAGUGUGAACAGCAAACGCAGGAAUGGGGUGCUUUAGAGGGAAGGAGACGAAGCAGUACCCUGUGUGUGAGAGUGGAUAACGAAGGCAGAGAGAACUAGAGAACGCUUAGGCAAGACAGAAGCGAGGACGCAGUCACGUCGCGCGUGAGGGGCUUCUGAGCGGCCAGAGAGAACUCGGUCAGCUCCACAUUUCCAAGUCUUGACUCUCUUAAAUUCUCACUUUUUUUUUCACCACAUAUAAACCGAAACAUCGCGCUGUUUGCACGGAAACGGAGACCCUCAGGUGGUGGACAUACAGGAGACACGGACACUGGAGACGCUUGGAUUUCUGUGAAGGCCUUGCAUGCGCUGCCCCGACAAAAAGCUAAAAACGGUCCCAGAAACGCGUUGUGGGAGCACACAAGACACUUGCAGACAGAACCGAGAGGCAACCUUCCCUUUAGUAACCGUUGUCGCGGAAAAAGGACGAGCUCGUUGUCACUUUAGCGUCUCCUGAAAUGCCAGCUUCUUCCCUCCCCUUCUCCGCACCACUCAGCCGCCCGACAUCCGCAGGGGCACGCGUCUGU